UUGGCUAAUAUUUCCCGACUGGAAAACAUGAAAUUCCCCAUAAGAAGCACAAAGAAGCUAUGUUUUUACGCGGCGUUGUUGGUGUCGCUUAUGAGCGACCUGGCAUUCGGAGCCUCGUUCUAUGGCGAUGGCUAUGUGCAGCUGAAGACAGUGGAGUCGUCGAACCGUAACUCCCUGCGUGUUCGCUUCCGUACCUCCAGCCCCCGCGGCCUGCUCUUCCUCGCUGCUGGCCACACAGACUACCUUCUAGUGGAGCUGGAGGCUGGUCACCUGCAGGUGAAGCUGGACCUGGGGUCCGGUGAGCGGUUGCUGAGAUCAGAGAGCAGCACCCAACUAAACGACCUGGCCUGGCACACUGCCGAGCUCCUCCACGACCGACAUAAUGUCACCCUAACUAUGGACCAGUACUCCCACACCAGCCUCAGGAUGCCUGGGCACGGGUCUCAGAAGCAGGAUCUUAUCAUCCAGGACGGGUUGUACGUCGGCGGGUCUGGAGGCCUGGACAAGCUCUACCUACCCAAUGACCUAACAGGAUUCAGGGGGUGCGUGGACCAGGCUGUUUUCAACGAGAACAAUAUGCUCUCGUCGUUGAGACCGUACGCUGGAUUCAAGAGUGUCUAUGAGGUUUCUUUGGGCUGUAGUCCGCAGUUCUUUGCCGGCGAGGAGGAUCCUGUUAGUUUCUUUAGUUCUAGAGCGUAUGUCUCCCUGCCACCCUGGAACGUCUCCCACAACCAGCAAGAGGCACUGUUUGAGUGUGUGGUUCACACCUCGGCCAAAGAGGGGAUUGUCUUGUACAACUCGGCCAGACAGGGAGACUUUGUGGCAGUUGAAGUCCAAGAGGGGCUGCUGGUGGCUAUCGUGGGUAAAGGAGGAACCAAGACAGAACUUAAAUCCCUCACCUUUGUCAAUGACAGGAACUGGCAUUCAGUGAAGAUGUUCUUUACCCCCAAAACCCUCCAGCUGACAGUGGACAAGGAGACGGUGAAGACUAGCAUCAGCUCUCGCUCCAAGGGACUCCAGCUAAGAGGGUCGCUGUUUGUAGGGGGCAUUGAUGACAGCACACGCUCAGAAGUCAGGAAGAUGGGUCUGGUGUCUGUGUUGGGAAAGAGAGUCCGAGGAGGUUCUUUUAAAGGCUGCCUGAAGGACAUUAAAGUCAAUGGGGUCAUGAUGGGUCUGCCUAAUGCUGUAGUCACUAAAGAUAUAUCGGUGGGCUGCGAGCCGGAGAAAGAACCAGAGCCCUCGACCACGAUGGGUCCAACUACUCUCCCGACUGUCCCCAACUCCCGGUUCGAUCCCACUUCGGUCACUCCCACCCCAGAAUUCCCUAUGUUCACUCUGGCCAGGGGGCUGGACAAGAAGUACGGAGACGACUUCGUGCUGCUCCGGAAUCUUGUAGUGUCAGAGGGUGGCCGUGGGUCUCUGGAGUCCAAGCACAUCAAGGUUCUCCUGGACUUCAAGAAGCUCGGGGUACGCCAGUCUCAGAUCAUGUUCCGGAUCCAGGAGCAGCCGGUGCACGGUCAGAUACGAUUGGAUGUGGACCAGGACCAAGAGGGGAACAUCUUCAGCAUGCUGGACCUGUGGCACGGCAGGGUGAUGUACAUCCACGGAGGAUCAGAGGACCCAGAAGACUUUUUCACCUUCUCUAUAUUCUCUUCCUCCAGGAAGGAGGUUCCCACAUACCUGCAGGGGACGAGAAGGUACCGCUACAACAUCACAGUGACCCCCACCAAUGACGCCCCAGAGCUCAGCUUGCCCCAGGGGAAUCUCUUCGUCCUGAUGGAGAAUUCUAGAAAACUCCUAACCAAAGAGGUGUUAAAGGCCACAGACAUUGAUAGCAACCACACCGAUCUGGUCUUCUCCAUCCUGGGGAACCUGAACCCUGACGCUGGUUACCUGGAGUUGGGAGAUAACCCCGACACCGCAGUGACCACGUUCUCACAUUCUGAUCUGGAGGAAGGGAAGGUGAACUAUGUCCACACUGGGGUGAGGAACUCCAGGAUCGUGCUGAGGGUCAGUGAUGGAGACAAGGUGAGCAACACGGUGGUUCUGAGGAUCAUGGCCGUAGGGUUGGAGUAUAAGAUCGCCAACAACACCGGGCUUGAGAUCACUCAAGGUGAGGUGGUUGUGAUCAGUAACAAGCAACUGGCCAUUCAGACCAAUGCCGUGAAUCAAGUGGUGGACAUCCGAUAUGAUGUCGUCAAGCCACCUCAGUAUGGGGAACUUCAGAGGCUUCACUCCAGCGGAGAAUGGAAGCCCACCGGUUCUUUCUCUCAAAGGCUGCUGGAGAAAGAACGUCUUCGGUACUUCAGCACUUUCCAAGAAAUCCAGACCGCUAAUGCUACGGAUUACUUCAAAUGCAAGGUCACUGUAGCAGGAAGAGUUGAUACUGAACUGGUCUUUCCAGUCACAGUGAAGUGGGUACAUUAUAACCUAGUCAGGAACGUUAUGGCCGAUAUUAAUAAAGUUCGGAAAGUGACGUUGGACUCACAGUAUCUUUACGCCGCAGUGGACGUUGUGACACUAUCCGAUGAUGAUCUUCACUUUAGAGUUCUCUCCUCGCCAAAGAAAGGACAACUUCUCCUUGUUAACGAGUUAUUGAAGAAAAAUUCUACUUUCAGCCAAAGAAAUGUCACUGAUCUAAAGGUUCAAUACGAACUGGUCGACAGACCAUACGAAGACACGAGCGACACGUUUAAAUUCCAAGUGUUCUCCAAGCAUGCUCAAUCGCAAAGUUACGAUUUCCAGAUCUCAAUAAAAGCUGACGUCAACAGCGUAUUUAUAAGAAAUUACAAACUAUCUAUAAUGGAGGGAGAGAGUAAACUCAUCACAAAAGACGAGCUGUUUGCAGAGACUCUUAGCACCAAGGAGCUGUACUACACCGUUACAAGUAGCCCCAAACAUGGGAAGCUAGCACGCAUCAACCUGUCCAACUCUAACGCCAGUUACAACAACAUCUUAAUGUUCAGCAACCAGGAUCUCUUGGAGGAGCGCGUCAUGUACAUACAUGACGACACAGAGACCACUCAGGAUCAGUUCACAUUCAUAGCCUCCACUAGUCAAGAGUCCAAAUCAUCCGUCACGAACGAUGAAGUCGGAUCCAAAGAAGGGACGUUCAACAUAUCCAUCGAGCUAGUUAAUGACGAAAAGCCGGUGCGCAUUGUCGAUAAAGUUUUCCACGUGGUGAGGGACGGGCAGCGGUUGCUCACCCUGGAUGAUCUCUGUUACCAUGACGCAGACUCGGACUUCAGCGACGCGCAGUUGGUCUACACGCGACGGGGAAUCCCGAUGGGAGACCUGGUUCUGGUGAACGACACCUCUCACAGGCUGUUCCAGUUCACCCAGAAGGAUCUGGAAGAGAAGAGAGUGCUGUUCCUCCAUCGAGGCGUGAGCUCCGGACGCUUUGUGCUCUUCGUGUCCGACGGGAAACACUUAGUCUCCACUCUGCUGGACGUCACCGCCCACGACCCAUUCCUGAGCCUCGGCAACAACACAGGUCUGUUGGUCCAGAAGGGAAAGGAAGUGUCCGUAACCACCGGUAACUUCAGCGUCCUCACGAACCUCAAUAUCCGCGAUGACAGCGAAGUCACCUACAAGGUGUCCGAGCCUCCUAAGAACGGCUGGCUGUAUCGCCACGGAAACAUCUCAGUGGAGUUUACACGGCACGACCUGAAGAAGGGCCUCGUCUCGUAUCGCCAUGACGACAGCAAGAACCUGGCGGACUGGUUCAGUGUGACGGUCGAGGUUAAAGGUCACGUCCUGAAUGCCAGAAUCAACGUCAAGGUUUACCUGGAGAGCCAUCAGAGGCCCCCUAUCCUCCAGCACAACAACACCUUACUGGUGGAGGAGAGCAAGCCUGUGAAGAUUGACCAGAGUAGACUAGAGGUGACCCACGAGGACAACCUGCCGUCUGAGAUUGUAUUUACAGUUAAGGUGGCCCCGCUACACGGGUUCCUGCGGUGCUUCGUGGAGGCUGAGGAGCAGUAUGUUGGAACUGAACAGAUCCCUGUCCAGACCUUCUCCCAGGAAGACAUCAACGCUGGCAACAUCCAGUACAUGCAGACCACCCCCAGCCAGGUCAACGACACAUUCCUAUUGGACGUCUCCAACGGUGUUACAGAGGUCAACAGUAUCAGGAUAUCAGUGGACAUAAUCCCCCGCCUCAUCCCUCUCCAGGUGUCCAAUUUCACCCUGAGAGAGGGCGAGUCCAAGGCCUUGACACAGGAAGUGCUCAGGGUCACCAACCGACACUUCUCUGGCCUCAACUUCCUGUACAGUUUGACCGAGCCGCCACAGAACGGAUACAUAGAACAUUCACGGUACCCCGGUGUUCCUGUGCUGUCUUUCACCAGACGCCAGGUGGAGCAGGAGUUAAUCUACUACAUCCAUGACAGCAGUGAGACGUUAGAAGACAACUUCACUGUGGUGGCCAACGACACAGGCCUGAGGAAACAGAGCUCUCCCUGUACCGUGUACAUCCAGGUCACAGCCGUCAACGACCAGCAUCCAGUCAUUACUGCCAACAGGGUUCUCAGGGUGUGGGUGGGGUCUGUCACAGAGAUCCGCUCUGAGGACCUGGAUGCCAAGGAUGAGGACACGCCCCCUGAGGAGCUGCAGGUGAUAGUGACUCCGCCCUCUAAUGGCCACCUGGCGCUGAAGAGCGACCUCACCAGGCCCCUCUUGAACUUCACCCUGCAGCACAUCCAUCUGGGACAGCUGCUGUUCGUCCACAGUGGUGCCAUGUCUGGAGGGUUCAACUUCCAGGUGAACGACGGCGUGAACUUUGCCCCCCGACAGAUCUUCAGCAUCACAGCCAGCGCCCUGGUCCUCAGCCUGGAGAUUAACAGACCUCUCAAGGUGUUCCCAGGCUCCACUACACCAAUCACCAAGGAGGACCUGCAGGCGGUGACCAAUGACAAGAGCGACACAUCCAACCGCACCAUUACCUUCAACGUGAUUCGUCGACCAAAACUAGGCAGACUGGUGACAGUGCUGGCUGAUAAUUUCACUGUUGACGUCUCCUCCUUCACACAGACAAUGGUGGACCAGCGGGAGAUUCUGUACAUCCAGAGUCUUGUGGCGUCGGUUGGCUGGUCCGCCAUGGACUCCAUGACCUUCUCGGUGUCCUCACCUCCAGCUUCCCUGGAGAACGAGACCUUCGAGAUGGACAUCUCCUACGAGAACGCUGGACACGACCGAAAGACUCUGCUCCUCGCUAACACAGGUGCUGUGGUGACUGAGGGUGACCGCAUCGUCAUCGACAAGUCCAAGCUGGAUGCGUCUAACCUUAUGUCCAAGCUGCCCACACCCCAGCGCAGCUCUCACGAGAUCUGGUUCCAGGUAAAGUCUCUACCCCAGCACGGGGUCAUUGUGGUGGGAGAGAGGAACCUCACCGUGGAGAAACCCAACUUCUCCCAGUACAUCCUAAACAAGUAUGGCAUUACAUACCGGCAUGACGACUCCGAGACGCUCCACGACCGCUUUGUCUUCGACACCUGGCUGAACCCCAAGGGUAAGCCGGCCCAGCGCCCUUUGGACGACAGCCAGGUUCUGGAGGAGUGGUUCAACAUCACGGUGAUCCCAGUCAACGACCAGCCGCCCGUUCUGAAGACCAAAGCCCCUAGUCUGAGCGUAGUGCAAGGGGACACAGUGGCCCUGGGGCCGGAGAACCUCAAUGUGGAAGACUUGGACAACCCUUCAGAGGACAUCCAGUACAUCGUCAUCAGCAAGCCCAACAACGGCUAUCUGGCCCUGGGAGGAAGCCUUAACGAGUCUGUGGUGGCCUUCACUCAGGCUCAGAUCAACAGUGGGGAGGUGUACUUUGUCCAUGAUGGAAGCCGGGCUUCUGGGGUGUUUUAUUUUAGUGUUUCCGAUGGCCAUCACAAACCGGUCUAUAAGCUCUUCAACCUCGAGGUGACCGAGAUCACCAUCUCCCUUAUCAACAACACUGGGCUGGCUCUGGAGCAGGGACAGACGUCUGUGGUUUUAACCCAGGAGAAUCUGGUGGCAGAGACCAACGGAAAAAACACAACGGUUCACUACCGGAUCACCGCCGCGCCACGGUAUGGCAAGAUCCUUCGGCUGGAUGACCAGGAGGUCAGCCAGUUUGAGCAGGAGGACUUAAGGACGGGUAGCUUGUUUUAUCACAUGGUGACCCUCACGUCUGGUCAGGAUAGCUUUGAGUUCACCGCAUUUACAUCGGAAGCUAACCUGACAAACCAGGUUGUCAACAUCACGGUUAAGCCCCUGGUCAGGUUUGGCGAGGGGGUGAGAAUACCCAAUGGCAUCGUGGUCAAACUCAACACUGGUUUCCUCAACGCGACGGAGCUGGCUUCUCUAUCCGCCAGCGACCCUUUCUUCGAGGUUGUCUCUCAUCCAAAGUAUGGAAAGCUGGUCCGAGGAAAACCCAAAGCUGGUAAGAAAACCGAGCCACUGGAGUCAUUCUCCUUUCAGGAUGUGAAGCAGGAGAGGCUAUCCUUCGAGCUCAACGCUAACAUGACUGGAGUGCAGGAGCUGAACGACUCUUUGGUGUUCAUUCUGAAAGCGGCGAACGUCCCACCUGCCAGGGGAGAGUUCCGGUUCACUGUCGUUCCGUAUGAUCCAUCGCUAGUCCUAACCACCAACAGUCCCAUCCUAACCACCAGCAGUCCUUUCUCUCAGCCUCUGAACCAAACGACAGUGUUUGGUGUUGGGACGGCACUACCCUCCCUGUCCACCUCCCUCCUUUCCACACAGAGACCCAGCAAGACCCACCAGAAGUUCAAAGGUCGCAACCGCUGGGGGAUCACCAACCGGAACGACUCGGCAGGUACAGAUACUACUCUGGGCAAGCCCACUCUGAGUAAAGGAGACGGCAAUGAGAUUCCCUUUGUGAAUACACCGGUCCGUGUAGAGUCAUACCCUCAGAAGACCUCCAACCUGAUAUUGGUGAUCCUACCUCUCCUGGCCAUGCUCUUAUUGGUCAUAAUCCUGGUGGUGCUGGUUCUGCUGCUGCGACGCAACAGGAAGAGGAAACAGAAACCUGUCACCCCGAAGCCGCCACCCUCACCCUCAACCCCACCGGCCUAUAACGGCCAGUCCCAGAGGAGCGCGGCUGUUCCCACGGUAACUGUGACCCCAAUGAGCCCCAGUAGCCCUGCCCUGGACAGGCUGUUUCCUUCAGCCAAUCAGGGCUUAGUUAGCAACUCCACAUCACUGCCACUUUGCUCGUGGAACGGUGUAGAUCCAGAGAGUUCAGCCCAGCUCAUUAGGACCACGCCCCCCACUCUACAGCAGAACCAAUACUGGGUAUGACUCUGUAGCUGCUGCCACCUAGGGGUGGAAUGUGGAAGUGGACUGUUUACCCUGUACACUAACAUCCAUUCCUAACACCCCCACCAACCCCACUCAUCGUUACACUGUAAACCAUGAUACUACUGUACUAUUUGUUUUGUGAUAUCAUCAAAGCAUUUUCUACUGAAGCUAAGCACAAUCAGCACUGGGAAUGACAACAACUACCCCCACUUUGCAACCUAAUAAGGAGCUGGUAGCCAUGACAACCACUAUCCCCACUUUGCAACCUAAUAAGGAGCUGGUAGCCCAUGACAACCACUACCCCAACUUUACAACCUAAUUAGGAGCUGGUAGCCCAUGACAACCACUACCCCAACUUUACAACCUAAUAAGGAGCUGGUAGCCUAUGACAACCACUACCCCCACUUUGCAACCUAAUAAGGAGCUGGUAGCCCAUGACAACCACUACCCCCACUUUACUACCUAAUAAGGAGCUGGUAGCCCAUGACAACCACUACCCCCACUUUGCAACCUAAUAAGGAGCUGGUAGCCCAUGACAACCACUACCCCCACUUUGCAACCUAAUAAGGAGCUGGUAGCCCAUGACAACCACUACCCCAACUUUACAACCUAAUUAGGAGCUGGUAGGCCAUGACAACCACUACCCCCACUUUACAACCUAAUAAGGAGCUGGUAGCCCAUGACAACCACUACCCCCACUUUACAACCUAAUUAGGAGCUGGUAGCCCAUGACAACCACUACCCCCACUUUACAACCUAAUUAGGAGCUGGUAGCCCAUGACAACCACUACCCCCACUUUGCAACCUAAUAAGGAGCUGGUAGCCCAUGACAACCACUACCCCCACUGUACAACCUAAUUAGGAGCUGGUAGCCCAUGACAACCACUACCCCCACUUUGCAAACUAAUAAGGAGCUGGUAGCCCAUGACAACCACUACCCCCACUUUGCAACCUAAUAAGGAGCUGGUAGCCCAUGACAACCACUACCCCCACUUUGCAACCUAAUAAGGAGCUGGUAGCCCAUGACAACCACUACCCCCACUUUGCAACCUAAUAAGGAGCUGGUAGCCCAUGACAACCACUACCCCCACUUUGCAACCUAAUAAGGAGCUGGUAGCUUAUGACAACCACUACCCCCACUUUGCAACCUAAUAAGGAGCUGGUAGCCCAUGACAACCACUACCCCCACUUUGCAACCUAAUAAGGAGCUGGUAGCCCAUGACAACCACUACCCUCACUUUACAACCUAAUUAGGAGCUGGUAGGCCAUGACAACCACUACCCCCACUUUACAACCUAAUAAGGAGCUGGUAGCCCAUGACAACCACUACCCCCACUUUACAACCUAAUUAGGAGCUGGUAGCCCAUGACAACCACUACCCCCACUUUACAACCUAAUUAGGAGCUGGUAGCCCAUGACAACCACUACCCCCACUUUGCAACCUAAUAAGGAGCUGGUAGCCCAUGACAACCACUACCCCCACUGUACAACCUAAUUAGGAGCUGGUAGCCCAUGACAACCACUACCCCCACUUUGCAAACUAAUAAGGAGCUGGUAGCCCAUGACAACCACUACCCCCACUUUGCAACCUAAUAAGGAGCUGGUAGCCCAUGACAACCACUACCCCCACUUUGCAACCUAAUAAGGAGCUGGUAGCCCAUGACAACCACUACCCCCACUUUGCAACCUAAUAAGGAGCUGGUAGCCCAUGACAACCACUACCCCCACUUUGCAACCUAAUAAGGAGCUGGUAGCUUAUGACAACCACUACCCCCACUUUGCAACCUAAUAAGGAGCUGGUAGCCCAUGACAACCACUACCCCCACUUUGCAACCUAAUAAGGAGCUGGUAGCCCAUGACAACCACUACCCUCACUUUGCAACCUAAUAAGGAGCUGGUAGCCUAUAACAACCACUACCCCCACUUUAAAACAUAAUAAGGAGCUGGUAGCCCAUGACAACCACUACCCCCACUUUGCAACCUAAUAAGGAGCUGGUAGCCCAUGACAACCACUAUCCCCACUUUGCAACCUAAUAAGGAGCUGGUAGCCCAUGACAACCACUACCCCCACUUUACAACCUAAUUAGGAGCUGGUAGCCCAUGACAACCACUACCCCCACUUUGCAACCUAAUAAGGAGCUGGUAGCCCAUGACAACCACUACCCCCACUUUACAACCUAAUUAGGAGCUGGUAGCCCAUGACAACCACUACCCCCACUUUGCAAACUAAUAAGGAGCUGGUAGCCCAUGACAACCACUACCCCCACUUUGCAACCUAAUAAGGAGCUGGUAGCCCAUGACAACCACUACCCCCACUUUGCAACCUAAUAAGGAGCUGGUAGCCCAUGACAACCACUACCCCCACUUUGCAACCUAAUAAGGAGCUGGUAGCCCAUGACAACCACUACCCCCACUUUGCAACCUAAUAAGGAGCUGGUAGCUUAUGACAACCACUACCCCCACUUUGCAACCUAAUAAGGAGCUGGUAGCCCAUGACAACCACUACCCCCACUUUGCAACCUAAUAAGGAGCUGGUAGCCUAUGACAACUACUACCCCCACUUUGCAACCUAAUAAGGAGCUGGUAGCCUAUAACAACCACUACCCCCACUUUAAAACAUAAUAAGGAGCUGGUAGCCUAUGACAACCACUAUCCCCACUUUACAACCUAUUAAGGAGCUGGUAGCCCAUGACAACCACUACCCCCACUUUGCAACCUAAUAAGGAGCUGGUAGCCUAUGACAACCACUAUCCCCACUUUGCAACCUAAUAAGGAGCUGGUAGCCCAUGACAACCACUACCCCCACUUUACAACCUAAUAAGGAGCUGGUAGCCCAUGACAACCACUAUCCCCACUUUGCAACCUAAUUAGGAGCUGGUAGCCUAUGACAACCACUACCCCCACUUUGCAACCUAAUUAGGAUUUGGUAGCCUAUGACAACCACUACCCCCACUUUGCAAACUAAUAAGGAGCUGGUAGCCCAUGACAACCACUACCCCCACUUUGCAACCUAAUAAGGAGCUGGUAGCCCAUGACAACCACUACCCCCACUUUGCAACCUAAUAAGGAGCUGGUAGCCCAUGACAACCACUACCCCCACUUUGCAACCUAAUAAGGAGCUGGUAGCCCAUGACAACCACUACCCCCACUUUGCAACCUAAUAAGGAGCUGGUAGCUUAUGACAACCACUACCCCCACUUUGCAACCUAAUAAGGAGCUGGUAGCCCAUGACAACCACUACCCCCACUUUGCAACCUAAUAAGGAGCUGGUAGCCCAUGACAACCACUACCCCCACUUUGCAACCUAAUAAGGAGCUGGUAGCCCAUGACAACCACUACCCCCACUUUGCAACCUAAUAAGGAGCUGGUAGCUUAUGACAACCACUACCCCCACUUUGCAACCUAAUAAGGAGCUGGUAGCCCAUGACAACCACUACCCCCACUUUGCAACCUAAUAAGGAGCUGGUAGCCCAUGACAACCACUACCCUCACUUUGCAACCUAAUAAGGAGCUGGUAGCCUAUAACAACCACUACCCCCACUUUAAAACAUAAUAAGGAGCUGGUAGCCCAUGACAACCACUACCCCCACUUUGCAACCUAAUAAGGAGCUGGUAGCCCAUGACAACCACUAUCCCCACUUUGCAACCUAAUAAGGAGCUGGUAGCCUAUGACAACCACU
Molecule: messenger RNA, 10970 nt
Organism: Salvelinus fontinalis (brook trout)
Lineage: Eukaryota; Metazoa; Chordata; Actinopteri; Salmoniformes; Salmonidae
Product: chondroitin sulfate proteoglycan 4-like
Exons: 15
Source: RefSeq, a predicted model, not a curated record